This is a messenger RNA of Gossypium raimondii (Peruvian cotton), 770 nucleotides long. RefSeq lists its product as uncharacterized. The record is from RefSeq and is a predicted model, not a curated record. Lineage: Eukaryota; Viridiplantae; Streptophyta; Magnoliopsida; Malvales; Malvaceae. Bases 277 to 657 code for a protein of 126 amino acids. The transcript is spliced from 5 exons.
UAGAAAAAAGUGUGAUUGCACCGCAUUGUUCAAUGUACUCCAAACUCGGCAGAAACAAACAGCACUGAACAACAGACUGCUGUUGGAUCUUCGAAUGUUCCGGUUACACCUGAGGAACCUAUAGAAGUUCAAAAUGAAACUGGUGGGACGCGGAGAGUUCGCGGACGUACGGUACUGAGCGAUUUAUAUGAGCUAGAUCCAGUUGAGCAUGUCCAAGUAUCCAGUAAUAGCUUUGGUCAGCCUGUUGGAUCAGAAGCUCGCCUUUUAGCAGGAUACAUGGGCAUUCUAGCACGGAAUGCAAAUAUGUUGCCACUUAACUUCGAGUCAUGGCAUAAAGUGCCCGAGAGUAAAAAGAACCAAGCUCUCGAUAACAUUAAGGCGAGAUUUGCUCUAGAGGUCUCCGAUGCUUAUGUAAAGAAGGCAUUGGGAAAAAGAUGGAGAGACCAUAAGAGCACUUUAAAGAAAGACUAUUUUAAGACAAAAACAACACUCGACGAGAGAUUACAAAAUGUCCCGCCGGGAAUGCUGAGGUACCAGUGGGAAGAGGUCGUUAGAUUUUGGACUUCGAAGAAAGGAGAGGAUCGUGAACGAGUUGGAAAAAAUAGUAGGCAACAACAAAAAUUCACUCACACAGCUGGGUCGAAAAGUAUUGCGUAGCUCAUGCAGAGAACUGUCGUCCGGUCAAAAAGUUGGACGCCUUCAACUUUUUGACAUUACACAUAGGAAGAAAGAUGGAAACCCUAUGACUCCUGAAGCUGCAGAAAUUAUGG